This is a messenger RNA of Colletotrichum higginsianum IMI 349063, 684 nucleotides long. RefSeq lists its product as uncharacterized. Lineage: Eukaryota; Fungi; Ascomycota; Sordariomycetes; Glomerellales; Glomerellaceae. The coding region runs from base 1 to 684 and encodes 227 amino acids. The transcript has a single exon. The record is from RefSeq and is a predicted model, not a curated record.
AUGUCGCGCCAGAACCUCGCUAUACCCCUCAUGGGCGCCGCAGCCCUCGUUGGCGGCGGCGUGUACUACGCCCGCACCCCCUCGAGCACCUCGGGCGACGCCGCGCAACAGAUCUCCAACACGGCUAAGCCGCGCCCGACGUCGGACCAGACGGCGACGGAGGACAGGAAGCGUGCUGCCGAUGCGAAGCGCGACAACGGCCUCGGCGGCGCCGGCGUCGGCAUGAACAACAACACGGGCGGCGCCGAGCUCAGCACCGGCAACCGGAGCGGCGCGAGCGGGAACAGCGACACGCCCAAGGGUCCCCGGGACAAGUUCCCCUCGGACGCGGGCGAGAUCGGCGGGGGCCACGGGCGCGGCAACUCCAACACGAGAGCGAUCGAGACGCAUGGCCCGUCCAUGACCCCCGGGUCCUCCACGGCGACGGGGGCUCUCGGUGGGGGCAAGGACAAGGGUAGCGGGAGCGCCCCCGACACUUCGAACCAAAGCUCCGGUGUCGGGUCCAAGCUGCAAGGCUUCUUCGGCACCGGCGGAGGCGAAGCGCAGAAAGGCGAGAAGUCGCGCCAGGCGCCCCUCGACACCAAGAUCGCGAGCCAUCACGCCGACACGCCGACGAACAAGGGCGGGAGCCCGUGGGAUAAGCACAGGAGGGAUGUUACCGCUGUGUCGUCCACGGAGUCAUAG